GUUGCCCAGCUUAGCUUGAGAUAGAGAGAAUUUAGACCCUUUACCGCAGAUUAUAUAUAACUAUCGACACCUCCAUAAUAUUCCACACCAUCAUAUAUCGAUCUGUCCAUCAUCUCCAUCUCUCCAUCCAUAUCUUAUUUCUUCUACAAUCCCCGCACACACACACCCAUACAUACAUAUCACCAUGGCCACCAGUGGUCUAGACUUGUGCCAAGACCUUCCAUCCCUCAUGCGAUCACUCCCCUCCAUCAAAAUCCAAACCCCCAAAUCUCAACCACAACAACAAGAUGCCACAAACGACGCCGUCCUCGAAGACGAGUGCUGCCGCACCCCGAAAUCGGAAGCCAGCAAAAUCCCAGCAGUCGUCACCUGCCCGCCGGCGCCCAGAAAGCCAAGAAGAGCUGCCGGCUCCUGCAAGAGGAAGCUGACGGAGCUGCAAUUCUUUGAGGUCGUGAAUCGCGACGAAGUCGAUGCCUUUUUCGGAUCAACUGGUUUGUUCAACAAGAGGAGCUGCCCAUGUAAAUAAAAAUAUCCCAAUUACACGGUUUUUUAAUUUCUUUCACCUCGUUGUUAUUACACGGGUUUUAUAUACAUAUGUGAUCGUUGUGAUCUUCUUUGUAUUGUUCAAAUUCAAAAGGCUGCGUUCUUAUAAAUUUGUAUUACACGUACGGUUCUAAAUUCACUGGUCCAUUGAAUUUUCCGGCCGGUCAGUUUCGGACGAUUUGAUCUGAAUCCCUGAAUGAUAUAUCUCUAUGAAUAUUCAACCACUACGAGUUUCUUCUA
This is a messenger RNA of Rosa chinensis, 783 nucleotides long. RefSeq names its product cyclin-dependent protein kinase inhibitor SMR1. Lineage: Eukaryota; Viridiplantae; Streptophyta; Magnoliopsida; Rosales; Rosaceae. The record is from RefSeq and is a predicted model, not a curated record. Bases 185 to 526 code for a protein of 113 amino acids. The transcript has a single exon. Gene Ontology annotation, biological process: regulation of DNA endoreduplication.